AUGACAGCUGUUGAAUCCCAAAUGACAUACACCAACUCCUAUUCCAUCCAACAUGAGGAGACCUACAUGUCUCAGGAGGAGGAUUGGGACCGGGACCUGCUGCUGGACCCAGCCUGGGAGAAGCAACAGAGGAAGACCUUCACAGCUUGGUGCAACUCCCACUUAAGGAAAGCUGGGACACAGAUCGAGAACAUUGAAGAGGAUUUCAGAAAUGGCCUCAAGCUCAUGCUGCUGCUGGAGGUCAUAUCAGGGGAAAGGCUGCCUAAACCCGACAAAGGCAAGAUGCGCUUCCAUAAGAUCGCCAACGUGAACAAAGCUCUGGACUUCAUCUGCAGCAAAGGAGUCAAACUGGUGUCGAUCGGAGCAGAAGAGAUCGUCGACGGUAACGUGAAGAUGACUCUCGGAAUGAUCUGGACCAUCAUCCUGCGCUUUGCCAUCCAGGACAUCUCUGUGGAAGAGACCUCUGCAAAGGAGGGUCUGCUGCUGUGGUGCCAGAGGAAGACUGCCCCCUACAGGAACGUCAACGUGCAGAACUUCCACAUCAGCUGGAAGGAUGGCCUGGCCCUGUGUGCCCUCAUCCACAGACACAGACCUGACCUCAUCGACUACUCCAAACUGAGAAAGGAUGACCCCAUCGGAAACCUGAACACCGCCUUUGAGGUGGCCGAGAAGUUCCUGGACAUUCCCAGGAUGCUUGAUGCUGAAGAUAUUGUGAACACACCUAAACCUGAUGAGAAGGCCAUCAUGACCUACGUGUCCUGCUUCUAUCACGCCUUCGCUGGAGCGGAGCAGGCUGAGACUGCUGCCAACCGGAUCUGCAAGGUGCUGGCCGUCAACCAGGAGAAUGAGAAACUCAUGGAGGAGUACGAGAAGCUGGCCAGCGAGCUGCUGGAGUGGAUCCGCCGCACCAUCCCCUGGCUGGAGAACCGCGUGGCCGAGCAGACCAUGCGGGCCAUGCAGCAGAAGCUGGAGGACUUCCGUGACUACCGCCGGGUCCACAAGCCUCCGCGUGUGCAGGAGAAGUGUCAGCUGGAGAUCAACUUCAACACCCUGCAGACCAAGCUGAGGCUCAGCAACCGGCCCGCCUUCAUGCCCUCCGAGGGCAAGAUGGUGUCGGAUAUUGCAAACGCCUGGAAGGGCCUGGAGCAGGUGGAAAAGGGCUACGAGGAGUGGCUGCUGACGGAGAUUCGCCGUCUGGAGAGACUCGAUCAUUUGGCUGAGAAGUUCAAGCAGAAGUGUGCCAUGCAUGAGGCCUGGACUUCAGGUAAAGAGGACCUGCUGUCCCAGAAGGAUUACGAGUCUGCGUCUCUGAUGGAGAUCAGAGCCUUGAUGAGGAAGCACGAGGCCUUCGAGAGCGACCUGGCCGCUCACCAGGACAGAGUGGAGCAGAUCGCCGCCAUCGCUCAGGAGCUGAAUGAGCUGGAUUACCAUGAUGCCGCAACCGUCAACGCCCGCUGCCAGGGCAUCUGCGACCAGUGGGACAACCUGGGCACCCUCACCCAGAAGAGGAGGGACUCACUGGAGCGUGUGGAGAAGCUGUGGGAGACCAUCGACCAGCUGUACCUGGAGUUCGCCAAGAGGGCGGCGCCCUUUAACAACUGGAUGGACGGAGCCAUGGAGGAUCUGCAGGACAUGUUCAUUGUCCACAGCAUUGAAGAGAUCCAGAGUUUGAUCACAGCUCACGAUCAGUUCAAGGCCACGCUGCCCGAGGCUGACAAGGAGCGCAUGGCCACCUUGGGCAUCCACACCGAGAUCCUGAAGAUCGCUCAGACCUACGGCAUCAAGCUGUCGGGAAUCAACCCCUACACCAACCUGAGCCCGCAGGACAUCUCCAACAAGUGGGACACUGUGAAGCACCUUGUGCCCCUCAGAGACCAAAUGCUCCAGGAGGAGGUUGCCCGGCAGCAGGCCAACGAGAGACUCAGGCGCCAGUUUGCCGCACAAGCCAACAUCAUCGGGCCAUGGAUCCAAACCAAGAUGGAGGAGAUCAGCCACGUGUCUGUGGACAUCGCCGGCUCCCUGGAGGAGCAGAUGAACAGCCUGAAGCAGUACGAGCAGAACAUCAUCAACUACAAAUCCAACAUCGACAAGCUGGAGGGAGACCACCAGCUCAGCCAGGAGUCCCUCAUCUUCGACAACAAGCACACCAACUACACCAUGGAGCACGUCCGCGUGGGCUGGGAGCAGCUGCUCACCACCAUCGCCAGAACCAUCAACGAGGUGGAGAACCAGAUCCUGACCCGCGACGCCAAAGGCAUCAGCCAGGAGCAGCUCAACGAGUUCAGGGCCUCCUUCAACCACUUCGACAGGAAGAGAAACGGCAUGAUGGACCCAGACGACUUCCGCGCCUGUCUCAUCUCCAUGGGUUACGAUCUGGGUGAGGUGGAGUUCGCUCGCAUCAUGACCCUGGUAGACCCCAACAACACCGGCGUUGUAACCUUCCAAGCCUUCAUUGACUUCAUGACCCGAGAGACCGCCGAAACCGACACCGCAGAACAGGUCAUGGCGUCCUUCAAGAUUCUGGCCUCAGAUAAGAACUACAUCACAGUGGACGAGCUGCGCCGGGAGUUGCCUCCAGAGCAGGCCGAGUACUGCAUCAGCCGCAUGACCAGAUACGUCGGGCCCGAAGCCCCCCCUGGCGCCCUGGAUUACAUCUCCUUCUCCAGCGCCCUCUACGGAGAGAGCGACUUAUAA
Oryzias melastigma (Indian medaka) is the source of this 2694-nucleotide messenger RNA. RefSeq names its product actinin alpha 3b (gene actn3b). The record is from RefSeq and is a predicted model, not a curated record. Gene Ontology annotation, molecular function: actin filament binding; calcium ion binding. Gene Ontology annotation, biological process: muscle cell development; actin cytoskeleton organization. NCBI's taxonomy places the organism in Eukaryota, Metazoa, Chordata, Actinopteri, Beloniformes, Adrianichthyidae. Gene Ontology annotation, cellular component: Z disc; cell projection; cortical actin cytoskeleton. The coding region runs from base 1 to 2694 and encodes 897 amino acids. The transcript is spliced from 21 exons.